Messenger RNA from Arabidopsis thaliana (thale cress), 873 nucleotides. RefSeq names its product copper/zinc superoxide dismutase 1 (gene CSD1). Gene Ontology annotation, cellular component: cytosol; nucleus. The record is from RefSeq and is marked reviewed. The transcript has 8 exons. Gene Ontology annotation, molecular function: metal ion binding; superoxide dismutase activity; copper ion binding. Gene Ontology annotation, biological process: cellular response to ozone; superoxide metabolic process; cellular response to salt stress. The coding region runs from base 153 to 611 and encodes 152 amino acids. NCBI's taxonomy places the organism in Eukaryota, Viridiplantae, Streptophyta, Magnoliopsida, Brassicales, Brassicaceae.
CCCAGCUUUUGGACCUCGUGGGCUAUAUAGAAAACAAGUAACCAAAGAGAGACGAAGCAAAAACAUUCAGAGAGAAAAUUCAGCAUUUUUGAUAGCUCAAGCACUUGAUUCUUUCCAAAGGGGUUUCCUGAGAUCACAAAGGCCAAGUAACAAUGGCGAAAGGAGUUGCAGUUUUGAACAGCAGUGAGGGUGUUACGGGGACUAUCUUUUUCACCCAGGAAGGCGAUGGUGUGACCACUGUGAGUGGAACAGUUUCUGGCCUUAAGCCUGGUCUUCAUGGUUUCCAUGUCCAUGCUCUUGGUGACACCACUAACGGUUGCAUGUCUACUGGUCCACAUUUCAACCCCGAUGGUAAAACACACGGUGCCCCUGAGGAUGCUAAUCGACAUGCUGGUGAUCUAGGAAACAUCACUGUUGGAGAUGAUGGAACUGCCACCUUCACAAUCACUGAUUGCCAGAUUCCUCUUACUGGACCAAACUCUAUUGUUGGUAGGGCUGUUGUUGUCCAUGCAGACCCUGAUGACCUCGGAAAGGGAGGCCAUGAACUCAGCCUGGCUACUGGAAACGCAGGCGGCCGUGUUGCUUGCGGCAUCAUUGGUCUCCAGGGCUAAAGCUGCUACGUUUCCAAAGAAGAGAUUGAUGUAAUAAGGAGGUCCAACCUUAGACCUGGGUUUGGUAGUUGUGUGUAUCUUCUGGUGUGUGGCUAAAAACCUAUGAGCUUAGUGUGGCUCAAAGCAUUUUUAAUUCAGACAGAAAACAGAGAAAAUUCCGUACUUUUAUUAUUUCAUGAAUAAAAAAGAGUUGAUUUACUGUUAUAAGUUCUUAAAGGUAACAAGAGUCCUGGAUAUGGUACUUCAAUAUGCGAAUGUUUUU